UAAAGUAGUUCAGUACAGCAAAGCGGCGCAGCAAAAUCCUUCUUCUCCCCCUCGUUUCUGGUUUCUGCAUCAUCUUCUUCAUCCAAGUAAGAAGAGAAAGAAGAACAAGCUCUCACCAUCCAGGGUCACCACCAAUCACCAUUACAAGUUUCUUUGACUGUGGUUUAGCGAGAAACGAUUUUUCUUUCACUAAGCCCACAAUGGGAAAGAUCUGCCUUGAAGUUUGCCUGAUUUCAGCUCGUGGGCUAAACCAGUCCACGAUCUUGUGGAACCGCCAUUGGUUUGCUGUGGGAUGGACAGAUCCGAAGAACAAGUACUGCACGAAGAUCGACUCUUCAGGGACUUCGAACCCAGUUUGGAAGACCAAGUUCUCAACUGUACUUGACAGUGACAACGGCUCAGCUCUUCAAGAUCUGGUCUUGCAGGUUGAAGUUUAUAGCAGGGACCCCGUUUUCUUGACAGAGAAGCUCCAGGGGACGGCUAGUAUUGCUUUGAGAGAGUUUCUGGUGAAGCUUCACAGAAAGGGUGAAGCUUCAAGCUCAAUGAAUGGUGAAGUGGGGAGUUAUCAGUUGAGGAAGAAAAGUUCAGGCAAGCCCCGAGGAUUUGUGGAUGUUUCCAUUCGCGUGUCCGAGGAAGGAGAUGAACCAAGUUUUUAUACAGGUAAUGAAGGAGGAAUAAUGCUCAUGGACAAUAACAACCACCAUGUCGACUUGGGCAGUGAGAAUGCACUAGCUCCAGCUUUCCCAACAGGGCCAACACCAUUGCCUCUCGCCGCUCACAAGCAACAAAACCGACAGAAAGUGGAACAACCCUACACGCACCCCACCCCAUUCCCCAUGAACUAUGCCGACCACCGUGUUGGAGGGCCGAGCUACACUCCGGCGAGUGGUCCGAGCUAUCGAGGCCCAUUUCUAACUCCUCAUUUUCCUCCUCCUCCUGCAUUGGGCCCACCUCAAAGGGCCGGUUAUUUGCCAGCUGCCCUUGCAAGAACGGACUAUAACCCGGGGAGCUACAUAAACAUGCCGUAUUCGGGAGGAGCGGUAGGACGUGGCGGGGUAGGGCGUGGUUUUGGACUGGGAGUAGGAGCUGGAGCGGCGGCGGCAGCUGGGGCCAUCAUGUAUGGUGACAGUAUUUUGUCGGGAUUCGAUGUCCCUGUCGGGAUGCAGGACCCUAGCCUCACCAUCUCCCUGGAUCCUCUUUUCUGAUCAACCAAUAAAUUAAGCUCCUGUGGGCUGUAUUUAUAUCUAUCCUGCUAGUAGGAGUUACCUGCAUACCAAGUUUUGUUUUCUUAAAUUGAUUUCUUUGUAUAUAGUAAGGUUGUUGAGGCAGUUACCGCCGAACUUUCUUGUUUUGACAUCACUUGUUUAGUGUACUAUUUUAUGAACUA
Molecule: messenger RNA, 1387 nt
Organism: Syzygium oleosum
Lineage: Eukaryota; Viridiplantae; Streptophyta; Magnoliopsida; Myrtales; Myrtaceae
Product: protein SRC2 homolog
Exons: 2
Coding region: 201-1205 (334 amino acids)
Biological process (GO): defense response
Source: RefSeq, a predicted model, not a curated record